CCCGCUCCGGUCCCGAACCGGGAGGGACCCGCAUCCCGAACCGGCUGCACCCAAACCGGGAGGGACCCGCAUCCUGCUCUGGUCUCGAACUGGGAAGGACCCGCAUCCCUCUCCGGACCUGAACGGGGAGGGACCCGCAUCCCAAACCAGCUGCGCCCUGAAUCGGGAGGAACCUGCUCCCCGGUGCAGCUGCAGCCAAGCCCGGAGGGACCCGUGCCCCGAACCAGCUGUGCCCAAACCUGGAGAGACCUGCACCCCGAACCAGCGGUGUGCCUUGACAUGGCCAGGCACCCUGCUCCAGCUGCACCCAGAGACGGGAGGGACCUGCACCCCGAACCAGCCAUGCACCCCAGACCGACUGCACCCUGAAUCAGAAGGGUCCUACACCCCAAACUGGCUGCGCACCCCAAACUGGCUGCACCCUGAACCAGGAGAGACCUAUACUGUGAAUGAGCUGUGCACCCCAAACCAGCUGUCCCCUGAACUGGGAGGUACCUAUGCCCUGAACCAGCCUGAACCACCCAAAAAUGGCUGCACUCCGAACCAGGAGGGAGCUGUGUGCCCCGAACUAGCUGCAUGCCCCAAACGUGUUGUAGCCUGCUCCAGCUGUGCCCUAACCAGGAGGUACCUGCACCUCAAAGCAUCCCUGUGCCUGGUCUGGCUGCAUCGUGGUGCGAUGGAUAACACUCUGCCGCUGGAAGCGGAGCUGGAGCACCAGUGGCUGCUCAACGCUUCCCUGAACGAGUCCUUCGUGAACCAGUUUGUGCAGCCCCCGUGGCAGGUGGCCCUGUGGGCUGUCGCCUACGCCCUCAUCGUGGUGGUGUCGGUGGUGGGGAACGUGGUGGUGAUGUGGAUCAUCCUGGCUCACAAGAGGAUGCGCACCGUCACCAACUACUUCUUGGUGAACCUGGCUUUCGCCGAAGCCUCCAUGUCUGCCUUCAACACGGUGGUGAACUUCACCUACGCCAUCCACAACGAGUGGUACUACGGGCUGCUCUACUGCAAGUUUCACAACUUCUUCCCCAUCGCCGCCGUCUUCGCCAGCAUCUACUCCAUGACGGCCAUCGCCCUGGACAGGUACAUGGCUAUCAUCCACCCGCUGCAACCCCGGCUCUCGGCCACCACCACCAAGGUGGUCAUCGGCGUCAUCUGGCUCCUGGCUUUCCUGCUGGCUUUCCCCCAGGGUUACUACUCGGUGAUGGAGGAGCUGCCGGGCCGGCUGGUGUGUCUGGUGGAAUGGCCGGAGCACGGCACCAACGUGUACGGAAAAACGUAUCACUUCUGCAUGACCAUCCUGAUCUACUUCUUGCCGCUUCUGGUGAUAGGAUGUGCCUACACUGUGGUCGGCAUCACCCUCUGGGCAAGCGAGAUACCCGGCGACAACUCCGACCGCUACCACGAGCAGGUCUCGGCUAAGCGGAAGGUAGUGAAGAUGAUGAUCAUCGUGGUAUGCACAUUCGCGCUGUGCUGGCUGCCCUACCACAUCUACUUCACCCUGCAGUAUUUCAACCCUGAGUGGUACCUGCAGAAGUUCAUCCAGCAGGUCUACCUGGCUAUCAUGUGGUUGGCCAUGAGCUCCACCAUGUACAACCCCAUCAUCUACUGCUGCCUCAAUGACAGGUUUCGUGUGGGGUUCAAACACGCAUUUCGGUGGUGCCCAUUCAUCAGCACCGGUGAGUACGAGGGCCUGGAAAUGAAGUCAGCCAGGUACCUGCAGACACAGAGCAGCAUGUACAAGGUCAGCCGGAUAGAGACCACCAUGUCCUCGGCAGUUGGCGCAGCCGAAGAGGAGCUGGAGGAGAGCAGCAAGGCCAAGCGUCUCUCCGUAGACAUGACAUCCAACGGCUCCUCUCGCAGCGACUCCAAAACAGUCUCUGAAAGCUUCAGCUUCUACUCCAACACGCUCACCUAAGCAGCUCCCCGGCUCUGCCAGCCGCUCACAGGGGUGCCACCAUCCCCUUUCCCUCACUGGGAUGCUCCGGCACUCAAUCCAUCCAGCAUCAUCACCCCGGUUUGUGAUGUGCCAGCUUUUUUCCGUGCUGUUUUACCGUCUCUUGCUGCGCUGCUCGCUCGCCGUCCUUGGGCAAGCCCGAGAGCAAAAGCUUUGGAUUAGUUUCAUGUGCUCCACUGUGGCUCGUGUCUGAAUACAAGGGAGGUUUGGCUGGCCUCCGCCUUGCUUGCUGCCUGUCCAACCCACCACUUACCGGGCGGGUGGAUAGGAUGCAGAAAUGGGACGGAGCUGGGUUUUUCUCUUAAACCAUAAGUACAACAUUGGCAGGCGCUUCCCUGCUCUCUGCAAGGCAGCAGGGAUCUCCCCAGUGCAUCCCACCCCACAGGAAAAUGAACCAGUCUUGCACUCUCCUCCUCCCACCUUUAAUUUUAUUCUCCCUGUCACUCUCGGUUGAAUAUCCAGAGGGGUAUUCAAUUCAAAAACCCAGCAAAAAAUGCUGUUUUCAACUUCAGGAGCCUGUACAUCCACGGGGCACCACCAGCCACUCGGCUCUUCAACUCAGAUCCAGGCAUUUCUGCACAGUCUCAACUCAUCUCCAGCACCCGCAUCCCUCUGCGCGACGGUCUUCUGUUGCCACUCCACAACACAGCUCAUCGAAACAGGGCUCUCAGGAAGGAUUUCUGAACUGAGCCAGACUUUGGUUGCUCUUAAUCAACUGUAUGUGCCAAAAGCAAUCACUGUGAUUUCCUAAAAGGUCCAAGGAGAUGUCUCUUGGAUAGAUUUUGGAAGCCUGUGGAGGUCUGGAGAACAAGAGACUGACCAUAUGAAAUGUUUUUCACAACCUGGAAAUGUCUAGAGCUGCACAGAAAGGGGCAUGGUAGGAUUCCAACAGAAAAACAAAGUUUUGCCAGCAUACAAGGCUUGAAGGGAGACAAGAAUUUUGCAGACAUUUUUUACUCAGAGGAGGGUUGAAAUGAUUCACUUCCACUUUCUGGAUUUUGUUUUAACCAGGGAAAGUUUUUUUUUCUUUUCAUCCCCGUCUUUUGCAUAAAACAUUAAGUUUAUGAUGUGUACAUGGAUAUAUCUAAUAUUUUAGUCCUGUUAUGGAUAAUUUUCACUGGGGCUAUUCAUACCAAGGGCUCCUUUGGUCAGCAAAUGUAUGAACAUACACUCAAAGGGGAAAAAAAAGUAAAUAAAAUGAGAAGCGGGCAACCUUGGCUUGUUGGGAACAAACCCACAAGUUUGGGGGCAAUUUGGGGGCAGCUGUAUCGACUGCUCCUUGCUGCUGGUCCAGUCUCUCACUUUUGGUGUAGAAAUCGGACUCCUAAAGUGGAUUCACUGCAAGAUAGAAAUGCUGGAGAGAUGCAUGACAGAUUUGUACAGGGCAAGGAAAUGGCUCAUUCAUUUUAAAGCAAGCCGAACAUCAGACCCUGCUGAGCACACAGCAAUUUCUGGAAGUAAAGCAGAGAUGACUUUUGGAGCUUUUCAACUAUUCAGCCUCCAAACUGGCUGUUGGAAGAUCCAGUCAUUAAUAAAUCCCCAGCCACGAUGGUUCUUGGAGAUAAAAAUACACAUAUUUAAGCAAUGACGCCAGCACAAAUUAAAUGAAUGGGCAAAUAGAUGGAUCCAAGAGCAACAAAAUGGCUGCAAAACCAGAUUGACAAGAACAAUCAUCUUCAUUUUUACCCAAAAUCCUACCAAGUGCCAUCAGUGAGGAGCAGCUCUUCCAGCCACUUCCACGCUCUUCCCGACUGCUGCAACUACGCCACGUUACAAACUGCCGCGUGCUUCACGCACACGCUGGAAUAACCUAUUUUUUUUUUUCCUGCUUAAACUUCUCACCGUUCUUGUCGCCUUAUUCCCUUGCCGCUGCUUCCCAUGACCCUGCAGCGUGGAGAAGGGGGAAUGGCGUGAGCCUGCCUGGGGAUUUGGUUUUGCAAAAAACCACCAGCCCCAGGCAGCAGCGAUCGAAGGGACGGGCGAUGCCAAGGGUUUUAAGGCAAAGGUUGGACGAGGAAACUUUUCCCACCAACUCCACAGGAGCUGUGCUGCCAAUACACGAGAAGGCGCUACAAACCAGAGCCAAAUUCUGAUUUAUUCCCAGCCGCCAACUCAAAUGCAAAAUUAAAAUGAAACCAAGUAUCUCGAAAUGGUCUAGCGAGCCGAAUAAGGCAAGCAGAGAUCUGCUCCGUACACCCCACGCACAAGAGUUUGUGUCAGGUUGUGAGCCUACAGAAGUCAGCAUUUAGAAGAAAAAAAAAAAAGAUAAAAAAAAAAAAUAUUGGGGGGGGUUUAUAUAUAUAUAUAACCACGCUGCCCUUUUGUCCUCCAUGUUUUAUGCCCCAAGGAUGCUGCGAUCACGAGACGUGCAGAGAAAUGACAACUGUCUUCUCACAGGCAAUGCUCAGCUUGAAACAUGGGAUAACCCCAAGGGUGUACAUGGAGGCUUCAAUUCAAGCUGACAGUUCACAGCCCAAAAUGCUUCUUGUGCAUCUUAUGGAAAACUCUCUCUUGAAAUAAAGUGGGAAAAAUUCCCACCUGUUAUAAAUAGUGCCAAUGACCGCGGCGGAGCCGGCCUGGGACGCCCAAGCUGAUGGGAACGUGUCAAGGGAUCAUUCAACAGAUGGAGAGCAAUGCAGGAAAACCAGAAUGUUCUGUGUAAAUGGGUACAACACGCCCAAACCCGGGUUUUCCUUUCCCCCCUCCAAGUGCCAAGUUAUUUUAUCAGUGAAGGCAGGAACAGGGACGAGGCUCUUUUCACGUUUAGGAUCUACACCAACCCGCAAGAUGGGAUGUUUGGGUCGGGUCCGCGUCCACGCACGUGACGUACAUCAGACAACAUUAGCUGGUUUCACCAACCUUGGGAUGCUCUGUGCAUGCAAAAGCCUCAGAGAAGUCUUCUUUUGAAGACUGAAAAGCCUAAAACAAGACACCCCUGCCCAGGCUUGGGGAUGGGACAUUUAACCAUAUGGUGAGUCCAGUCUCUGCACUAUUUCCAGCUCUCCCUUCAAACAGGUCAGCUGUAAUACAGAGGCUUUUUCUGGUUUAUUAAGCCUGUUUCCCUGGUUUGCUUGCAGAUCUCUGACUAGAAAUUCAAUUGCAAAGCGAGACAGUUUCUUUGUCUCUUUCUUGGCUCUCUGAAAUGCAAAAUAAUAGUAUCUGGAGAGAAUCACUCAGCAGGUCUGCACACAUCCCUUUGCCAUCUCCUCCCUGGAGGCAUACAGAUAACUCCCACCAUCAUUAAGGGGAGCUGCCUAAGCCCAAUUACAAUGCACUCCAAGCCAAAAUCAUUGCAGAAGGGAGCUCCGAAACCCAAAUCCCAGCCUGAAGCCAUCUCCUUACCCCCUGGGGAUUGAUAUAAGCUCAGGUUUUCUUCCUGGCACUCAGAAAUUGCUCUUCCCACCUAGCUCCCAGCGGGAGCACGGAGCAGCAAAUCCCCAUCUCCAUACAUACCUCGAGGUCUGCUCAAUUACUCCAAAAUACAACAUUCACACCCCCUUUCAUGUGUAACCAUUUAUCUCCCACCAGCUCAAAACAAAAAACAGCAAAAGCCAAGCAAGAUCCCUGCUUGCCAUAAAAAUUAGACAGCUUUGCAAACGUGGAAGUCAAAGCACAGCAGCCGGUACCGCUCCCCAUUUUUUUGUAGUGCUUGUAACGGGACUGCCGGUAGACACGCAAAAGGCUGCCCGCCCACCACUUAUCUUUAUUAUUAUUUUUAUUUUGCUGUCCCUCGAGGGAUGCAGUUGCUGCGUGGCCCAGCCGAGCACACCGCAUCUGCCAAUGGGUAGCGACUUGGGAUGGAAGCAGAGUAUCCGCUAUUUGCUGCGUAUUUCCGCAGGGCUGACAGGUUUGGCGUUUUUUUUAGCUUGCUGUGUCCUAGCCAGAGCCCUCCUGCGAGAUCACACAACCAAAGCGCCCAGCCCAAGAGCUCCUAGCUUUUGCUUACCGUUAAAAUAAUAAUUAUAAUUAGAAAAAAAAAAACAAACAAACACCUCUCAGGCUUCAGGAGUCUGUUAAUCAUCUACCGAACACAACAUCCUGCCCCAAAAAACCUGUCUCCAGUUGAAUAAUUGAUACAGCACUUAUAAACACGCAAAUAGCCCCUUUUCCUGUGGCGUAUCCACCCAAAAUACCAUCUCUGCUGGAAGCUAAAUCACACUCAUCAGUUAAACGCGGCAAUCGCGGCACCCUGGAGAAGGGACAGUGAGUCCCAAGAGCAGCUGAGGAUGAGAGAUGACUCUCGUGUGUCUCUGCCCUUAAACUUUCCAUCCCAGACAAAAAGGCUCCUGAUUCUGUGCAAUAUGAUACAGUUGGGGCCAGGAGGGGAGCGAGGGGACGAGAUGGGCUGCGACGUACGUCUGGGGUUUGGUAUUUGGUGUGUGGGGCAGCUGAUAGGAGCUUUGCGUGAAGUUCUUCCCACAGUAGCAUCUCUACAGAGGAAAAAGUCCAACCCUCCUCCCCAAAAUGGUCUCUCUCUGUUCGUCGGGUUUGUCCAAAUGGAUUUUCAUAAAUAAAUGUUUC
Molecule: messenger RNA, 6472 nt
Organism: Aptenodytes forsteri (emperor penguin)
Lineage: Eukaryota; Metazoa; Chordata; Aves; Sphenisciformes; Spheniscidae
Gene: TACR1
Product: tachykinin receptor 1
Exons: 5
Coding region: 677-1912 (411 amino acids)
Biological process (GO): G protein-coupled receptor signaling pathway; positive regulation of flagellated sperm motility
Cellular component (GO): sperm midpiece; plasma membrane
Molecular function (GO): substance P receptor activity
Source: RefSeq, a predicted model, not a curated record